Messenger RNA from Cornus florida, 1072 nucleotides. RefSeq lists its product as uncharacterized. Gene Ontology annotation, cellular component: ribosome. Gene Ontology annotation, molecular function: structural constituent of ribosome. The transcript is spliced from 2 exons. Gene Ontology annotation, biological process: translation. Lineage: Eukaryota; Viridiplantae; Streptophyta; Magnoliopsida; Cornales; Cornaceae. The coding region runs from base 173 to 781 and encodes 202 amino acids. The record is from RefSeq and is a predicted model, not a curated record.
UUGCGUCUAUAAACCCUCUGCAGUGAAUUACCUGAAUGCGCAGUAGUCAUACAGUGGUUCUUCGAAGCUCUCAAACACGAGAAAUGAGUUCGUAGCAUUUCAAAUUCUCCAUCCAACACUAUGCUUGUGCAUGCUAUUUAGGGUUUUAUAUAUACCAAAUUGAGCUCCCAACAUGUGCUACUCUCGAAUCUUUUCUCAUUCUCUAUUACGCCAUUGCAGAAGCACUUAUCAAAACCCUAGAUUUCAGGGGUUAACGCAACCCAAAACUAUACUCUUCUCAACAUCUUCUAUACACAUCACUGUAAACCCUAAUUUUACUCGGGAAUACACAUCGUCUGCCCAGGAAUCGAAACCAGCUCCGUCGGAGAGGGUUUCGGCGAUUGUUGAUGAGAUCUCCGGGCUCACUUUGCUUGAAGCGUCCGAUUUGACGGAGGUUUUGAGGAAGAAAUUGGGCAUAAAUGAGAUGCCGGUGAUGGCGGUGAUGAUGCCGGGGAUGGGGUUCGGUGUGCAGGGUGGGGGGAAGGGCGGUGGAGCGGCGAAGGAGGAGGAGAAGAAGGUGGAGAAGACGGCUUUCGAUUUGAAGCUCGAAGGAGGGUAUGAUGCGGGGUCAAAGAUCAAGAUUAUUAAGGAAGUGAGGGCGUGUACUGAUUUGGGGUUGAAGGAAGCGAAAGAUUUAGUGGAGAAGGCGCCAACCCUUUUGAAGAAGGGGGUGACGAAGGAAGAAGCAGAGAAGAUUAUUGAAAAGAUGAAGGAGAUUGGUGCAAAAGUGACGAUGGAGUGAGAUUCUUAGUGGGAAGGACCGAAGGACAAUACGGGACAGAGCGCAGAGUUGGGGCACGUGGAUUAUUAAACAAGAGCAUGUAUAAUGUUGGAAUUACUAAUGGCGAGCAAUGAAGUUUGCUGUAGGUUUUUUGAUGCUGCAGAAUAUUUUUGUUGAAAAUAUGUUCCAUUAAUUUAGAAGAUGGUCAUCCGAGCUUGAGCGAUAUUCAUGUGCCACCCUUCUGUUGUGGAACCGGAUUUUGAUGAUAAAGUCAAAUUUAUGAAAGAUUUCAGAAUCGUGGUUUUUACCUUA